Molecule: messenger RNA, 1995 nt
Organism: Argentina anserina (silverweed cinquefoil)
Lineage: Eukaryota; Viridiplantae; Streptophyta; Magnoliopsida; Rosales; Rosaceae
Exons: 6
Coding region: 101-1495 (464 amino acids)
Molecular function (GO): zinc ion binding; nucleic acid binding
Source: RefSeq, a predicted model, not a curated record
GCAGAUUUCCCCUGCUAAAUGAAACAAACAACCAAAAGCCCUAGUUUCAGUGCGCCUCGAUUCUCUUCUACCUGCAAGGGUUUUUGUAAUCUGGAGUUGGAUGGAAACAACUAGACCCGACCCCGAUAUCGACGAUGAUUUUAGUGAGCUGUACAAGGAGUACACUGGCCCUCCUGGGUUCAAUGCCAGAAACAGGAACACACAAGAUACAGCAAAGCCGAAUAAGAGGUCGCUUGCUGGGUCUGAUGAGGAAGAGGAAGCUAGGGACCCGAAUGCUGUCCCGACUGAUUUUACAAGCCGGGAAGCUAAGGUCUGGGAGGCGAAGUCGAAAGCUACCGAGAGGAAUUGGAAGAAGAGAAAGGAGGAGGAACUGAUUUGCAAAAUUUGCGGAGAAUCAGGGCACUUUACUCAGGGUUGUCCAUCUACUCUUGGAGCAAAUCGCAAGGCUCAAGAUUUCUUUGAAAGGGUACCUGCUAGAGAAAAGCAUAUAAGAGCGCUUUUCACAGAGAAAGUGAUAAACAAGAUUGAAAAGGAUAAUGGCUGCAAUAUUAAGAUGGAUGAGAAAUUUAUCAUUGUCAGUGGCAAAGAUAGGUUGAUAUUAAGGAAAGGGGUGGAUGCAGUACACAAAAUUAGAGAGGAAGGUGAACAAAGGGGUAGUUCUCAAGUGACUAGAUCAAGGUCACCUGAGCGAAGCCCUGUUGGUUCACGGUUACACCGCUCUGAAUCCCAGAGGUCUAAUUCUGGUCCUCGGAAUGGAUCAAACUUUCAACCAAGGUUUCAUAGGCAGGAGAAGUUUGUUGAAGACCGUAUUCGUCAGGAUAUACAAAAGUUUUCCAGGGGUUCUCCACAAGCUUAUGGUAAUGAUGGAGCUCGAGGUCAUCCAAGUGAUUCAAUUUCUCCAGCACGGGCCCCUUACAUGGGCAACUCAUAUAAUUCAUAUGAUGGUCAUAAUCAGAGCAUGGGUACUUAUAGAAAUGACGGGUGGGAAUCUGAUAAAAAGGGAUCUGAUGUGCAAUCUGGUCGUCAGUUUGAUUACCCAACCGUCCCACAGACAUUAGAAGAAUUAGAAUUGGAGUACAAAAGAGAGGCGAUGGAGCUUGGAAGAAUUCGUGACAAAGAAGAGGAUGAAGAAAAUUACAAACAUCGUGAGGCCACUAGGGAAAUGCGAGAGAACUACAUGAAGAAACUGGCUACCUUGAGAGGCAUGCAUGCAAAACAAUUUGAAAAUUUUCUUCAGCUUGAUGCCCAGAGGCGCCAACAACAGGCUCAUCAGCAAAUGCCCACUUCAGGUUUUGGUGGUUACAAAUCACACAAUUAUGCUGAAUAUGACAGCCCGACAGCUAAUCCUCAUUAUUCCGGGGCUAGUUUAGCAACGGAUUCGAGGAGCAGGUACCCGCACACCGUGGACAAAUAUCCUUCAAGACCACAUGACAAUUUUGGUGAGUUCCAGCGUCAGAGACAUCAAGAUUAUGGGAGAGGUUACAAUCGAUAUUGAAUGCUAAUCAGCGAUUUCUUGUGGGUUGAGGUCUGAGUGAUGUAGCUGUAUUCACAGUGGAGCACCAAAUCUAGGUAAGUAUGUUGGUUACAAUUGAAUUGAGGAGGGAUCAGGAGGCUGUUGUGAGGUCGUUUAUUCUAUCAUAUGCUGCAAUUCAAUGACUUAAGUUCUGUUCAGCACUCUUGUAAAGAAGUGGGACAUAAUUUCUACUGGGGUUGUCCUGUAUUUAUUUGUUUCAGUUAUGGUUUACAUAGAUGGACCUUGAGUGGAGUUUGAGAAUGUCUACAUUGUCUUGCUGCCAAAUAGGCAAAUAAUACUCUGCCUGAUUUGAACUUGGAAGGCACCCGGGUGGGUGCUGAUAAGCUCUUGCAGUCCUUCCUGUUCAACUUGUUUUCUUUUACUUGUUAAAACUAAUAGAUGUUUACCAUUGCCAACUGGGUCGUUUCCGUGUACAAACAUGUUCAGCAAGAGUUUUGAAUUGUCAUAUGGAUAUUGUUGAA